AUGCAGCGGCUGGGUGUCAACGCGUUCACGCGAAAGGCGGCUAAUAUGGUGAAACCGAGGUGCAUCAUCACAGCCCGAGGCGAUGGCUAUCGCAUGGAGUCCGUCAGCGAAUUCAAGACGACUGGGUUCGAUUUCCGGUUGGAUGAGCCCUUUAUGGAGAAGACACCUGAUGGCCGGAGGGUGAAGUCGACAAUCACGUUGGCAGGAGAUGUGCUGAAUCAGGUGCAGGCCGGCGAGAAGACCACUCAUAUUGACCGCAUCAUUAAUGGCGACGCGCUGGAGACGGUAAGUAUUCUUUUACUGCUGGCUGACGAUCGUUCACUAACCUCUAACGAAACUCACUUGUCCUAUCGCAGGGGUUUAAGUAGGUUAAACCCUAGCAACUGCGAUCUUCAGACUAUGGUUACUUAG
Molecule: messenger RNA, 411 nt
Organism: Dibothriocephalus latus
Lineage: Eukaryota; Metazoa; Platyhelminthes; Cestoda; Diphyllobothriidea; Diphyllobothriidae
Source: the annotation of a GenBank genome assembly